AUGUUUCUGAGAACACUCACUGUGGUCCUGGCGGUCGGGUUCCUGGUCGACGCCGAGGCCAAACCGGCUCCCAGUCCCAUGGUUCUUCCUUAUGGCGUCCCCGGCCCUGUCCUGCCUGGCAUGCUCGGAGCCCCUGUGGUACAGCCAAUGUCUCCAAUGAUGUACCCUCCAACACCAGCGCUACUUGCUCCCCAUCCACCAAUGCUUCCCAUACAUCCGCCUGUGUUAUCUCAUCCACAAAUGCUACCGAUCUCCUCGUCCACCUGUGCUACCUAUGCACAUGCCUAUGUUAGCUCCUCACCCACCAAUGCUUCCUAUCCCAUCGCCCAUGCUUCCUGCACCAAUGAUCCCAUCCAUGGUUCACGGUCCGUUAUUAGCGCCUCACCCACCGAUGGUGCCGGCAUUUGGUUAGGCGGAAGGCGUGGCACCAUUUCCACUGGCCCCGAGAUUGACUUGAGAAUAAAUUUAAGUUAA
Penaeus vannamei (Pacific white shrimp) is the source of this 474-nucleotide messenger RNA. The record is from RefSeq and is a predicted model, not a curated record. Lineage: Eukaryota; Metazoa; Arthropoda; Malacostraca; Decapoda; Penaeidae.